UAACUUAACAACGGAUUCGAUAACAUAGGUAAUCAAAUUUGGUCCAUUUCUCCCUCAAUAUUUUGAUUAUGUAGACGUUAUAACCUUUGCUUUCUUUGUGCUUGUUACUGAUUUCUAUCGUUCAAUGUCAAAAUCACCGACUUUCAGUUCGAUGCUUUUUUCAAAUUUCCAAGUCUUCUUUACAGUCAAAAUUGAAUCGUACAUUUCAAGUACUAAUAAAAAUAACAGAAAAAAGUUUUUAAUUAACCAUUUCCAUUACAUUACCAUAUUAUCAUAGAUAAUUAAUGAUUACAAUAACCAGUUGGUCUUAUUGAAAUUAGUUUCAUAUCUCGUAUCAAUGUAUUGUUUCACGUUUGUGGACUUCUGUAGAAAUAUAAAAACAUUCCAGAAUAAUGUUCAGGUCCAUUAUCAUUUCCUGUCUUCGAUUUUGAUAUGAUCAAAGAAUUGGUGCUGCGAUAAAGAGGUUGCUACUAGGAGUUAUUGUCAUGGAUUUUCCUCAGUUCCGUAAAAUUGAACAACUUACAAGUGAUGCGAUAGAAAACAAGUGAUUGUGUGGUAAUUGACAUAAAAGUGUGUCGGUGUGCCCCAGAAGGUACUUUUUAGUGGAGCCACCAGGCUAUGGCCAACCUGAACUUUGAGCAGCCUCCACGCAGUAGUGCGAACGCAAGCCUUACAUCGCGUACGGGUGGUGGGGGGGGCUUAAAUUCGUCAACCCUGACAGGUCAUGUCACACCUACCUCGGGCAUGUUCUCAGGCUCAUCUACAAGCACUUCAAGCUCGAUCACGUCUGCGGUAGUAGUUACUAGCGUUUAUAUUGGAGCCUCAGGAGCUGGAGGUGGACAAAAUAAUCAUCAACCUCAACAACAACAGCUCUCUCCUAUGGGCAGUAGAGGACUGUUUGGACAGAGAGCUUUUACAGAUAGACGUACGAUGCCUACUCUUGGAACCUCGAAUCCAAUGGGUAGCAUGGGCACUUUUGGAAUACCACAAAGUCGUAAUUACGGAUCUCAAGGACAAAUUAAUAAUUUUCACUCUGUUUUUGGCAGUGGAGGAGGUGGAGAUACAAGUACUCCUCCAUUGUUGGAUCUGUCUGAGUUUCCUUCAUUAACAAACAGAGGACAGGGUGAUUCUAUGCCGCAACCUAGUCCUAUGCCUGGCAAACAACCUUAUGUUGGAAUGGUAAAACAACCAACAUCUGAAUCGAGUGAAUUUACUAUGAGUUCUGAAGAUUUCCCAGCAUUGCCAGGAACACAAAAUAGAGAAGGACCAUCGCCAGGUGGGAGUGUAUCUGGGGACAAAAAUGUACCUGUUGGACUUGGUCCUGAAAUUGGACAAGACGUAUUGCAAGCGAAUAGAGCACAUGGAUCUGAUAUGUCCCAAUCGUCUAAAAGAGGCAUACAAACAUCACCUGAUGGAAAAGUAACCAAUAUACCAGCUAGUAUGGUAAAAGAUCAGUUUGGAAUGAUUGGACUUUUAACAUUUAUUAGGGCAGCUGAAACAGAUCCGAAUUUAGUGUCUUUGGCAUUAGGCCAAGAUCUAACCGCGUUAGGAUUAAAUCUUAAUUCGCCAGAAAAUCUUUACCAAAACUUUGGUGGUCCUUGGGCUGAAACUCCGUGCCGGCCUCAGGAUAUUGAUUUUCACGUGCCGCCAGAAUAUCUUAUUAAUGCUGCAAUCAGAGAUAAACUAGCACCAGUUAAAUUAAAUCGAUAUAAGGAAGAUCUACUAUUUUAUAUGUUUUAUACAAAUGUUGGGGAUGUUCUGCAGUUAGCAGCAGCAGCAGAGUUGUACAGUAGAGAGUGGAGAUAUCAUAUGGAAGAAAAGGUAUGGAUAACCCAAGCACCGGGGUUGGGACAUGUAGAAAAAACGUCAACCUAUGAACGUGGUACUUAUUAUUAUUUUGAUGCGCAAAGUUGGAGAAAAGUAGCAAAGGAAUUUCGUUUGGAUUAUACAAAACUAGAAAGUAGACCUCAUCUUCCCACGAACUUUCAUCAAACCCAGCCUUGACUACAGAUCUGCUUGCAGACCAUUGUGUUGUCUUUAAGCUGGACAGGAAACAGCUAUUGUAUAAAUGAACAAAUGUAAUAAUCUUUAAUAAAAACAUAAAAUUUCAAGAGUAAUAGAAAGGAAUCUUGAAUUAACUGCUUGUGAUUACAAUAGAAAUGGAAAUAGGCCUGAUGUAUGUAGACGGUAGUAAUAUAAAGUAGGGUCUGUCUGUGUAUAUAUAAUUUUGAUAUAAGAUAAACAUAGAUCUGAAAUAUUCAGAUUCUUAUUAAAGAUGUCUACUAUCUUUGUAAUGUACAUAAAAAGUAGUAAACGUUGGAAGACUAAAUGAAAUUUUGCCAAUUAAUAACUGAAAAUUUCAUAUUUUUAUAAGUGGCAUAUUUAUAUAAUUUUCAUUUGAAAUUUUUUAAUAUUUUGUAACUUCUAAUCGAUACAUAUAUAACGAUGAUCUCUUUUUUUUAUUAGAUCCUUAUUAGAUUUUGAUAGUUUAAUUGUGUUUCAUAUUGAGACUUGCAGCAAAUACUCGGUUCGACACCACUUCAAAAUGUUAAAUUGGAAUGUUGUUUAAUAUAAUGGUUCUUAUAUUGUGCCCCCUUAUAUAUAUAUAUAUAUAUAUAUAUAUAUAUA
This is a messenger RNA of Nomia melanderi (Alkali bee), 2628 nucleotides long. RefSeq names its product CCR4-NOT transcription complex subunit regena (gene Rga). Gene Ontology annotation, cellular component: CCR4-NOT core complex. The record is from RefSeq and is a predicted model, not a curated record. Gene Ontology annotation, biological process: regulation of DNA-templated transcription. NCBI's taxonomy places the organism in Eukaryota, Metazoa, Arthropoda, Insecta, Hymenoptera, Halictidae.